Messenger RNA from Racocetra persica, 957 nucleotides. NCBI's taxonomy places the organism in Eukaryota, Fungi, Glomeromycota, Glomeromycetes, Diversisporales, Gigasporaceae. The record is from the annotation of a GenBank genome assembly.
AUGCCCAAAACUAAACCCGUAUCUGUAAAAACAGUAAAAUUACAAAGACGAAAAAACAUUCAUUAUUUUGAAACUACAGAAUUUAAAGAAAAACUUAAACUUUCAAUUGAAAAUAAUUUUUCUGGCUACUUUUCUAAUAGAAAUGAUUUAAAUUUCAAUCAUGCAAUAGAACAACUUUUGGCACCUUGUAAAAAAACCAAAAAAAAUCAAGAGAGAACUCCCAAACCCCCAAAUGCAUUCAUUUUAUAUCGAAAGGAUAUUCAAAGCGAAAUAAAAGAAGAAAAUCCAAAUGUAAAUCUCGUACAAAUAUCAAAAAUUAUUGCAGAAAGAUGGGCAAAUGCUCCAGAUGAAACAAAAAAUCGAUAUACUAUACUAGCAGCUCUUUGUGAUCGAGUUCAUCGUGAUAUUUUUACAGAUGAUAAAGUUAUGUCAGAGUCGAAGGAAAGUAAUAUGAAGUCUGUUGAAUCAUUAAAGCCAUGGUCUAUAUUACCCUCCGUUAUAGCUCUCGGUGAACCACAAUCUUCUCCGAAUGAAAACAUAUUUUCGCUCAAUAGUGCCAUUCCUCAAGAAAAUUACGAAUCAGUAGACUUGUUACAAAAAGAACAGUUUGCUACUGAAUCACAGUAUUUAAAUCCCAAUAUAAGACUUAGUGACUCAUUUCAGGUGAACGAACAAAUUGAAACAAAUCAUCUUAUCUAUCUUAACUACGAAAUACAAUCAACAGAAAAUUUACCUUUUGGUUCAAGUGAAAAUAUUAUAGGAACAACUUUGCCACAAGAUUUAAAUAAUUUUAACAGCUACUCAAUUGCAACUUUAAAUCCUAAUUCUUUUCCUAAUUCUUUCAUAUUGGACACAACUCUUGCUUUUUGUUCAUUAGAACCAACAUAUGAACAAUUACGUAAUAUUUUCGAAUUGAAUAAUUUAGAUAAUUCGAACUAUCUAAAUAAUUUGGAUCAU